Messenger RNA from Clupea harengus (Atlantic herring), 1794 nucleotides. RefSeq names its product lectin, galactoside binding soluble 3a (gene lgals3a). NCBI's taxonomy places the organism in Eukaryota, Metazoa, Chordata, Actinopteri, Clupeiformes, Clupeidae. Bases 279 to 1049 code for a protein of 256 amino acids. Gene Ontology annotation, cellular component: immunological synapse; nucleus; cytoplasm. Gene Ontology annotation, biological process: monocyte chemotaxis; negative regulation of extrinsic apoptotic signaling pathway; negative regulation of endocytosis. Gene Ontology annotation, molecular function: IgE binding; laminin binding; disaccharide binding. The transcript has 4 exons. The record is from RefSeq and is a predicted model, not a curated record.
UUCAGGGUAGUCAUGUGGACUGCGAGAAUACUGUAAAGCUGUAUUCAAACUGGAUGGGCUUAUUCCCUUCAAGUCUGCCUGCCUUGUAGUUGCAUCCAUAUACAAGUCUGUUUAUUUUCAACGCGACGCGUAAAAACACCAUGUUCGGGUCCUAAACGUACUUCCUUUGUAGAGUUGUCUAAUUUAGUUUCACCAUCACUGCACUGGCGUGGUGAAUGGGUGGUCCAGAAUCCAACUAGCUUAAGACGCGGAGAGGAGGCCCACAUCUAGCUGAGGCCAUGGCAGAUUUUUCGCUAGCUGAUGCCAUUGCGGAUGACCUCCCGGGGGAAGCCUCCAGACACGGCAACACUAAUCCCUCUGCUCCCGGCGCCAACGCUCCACCACCCACUAACCCUGGAUGGCCUGGGUCCGCUCCUGGUGGUCCAAACUACCCUUCUGCAGGAGGCCCAACUCAACCAUCUGCCCCAGGGGGCUUCCCUGGUGGGCCUUCAGGUCCUGGUGCUCCUAACCAGUUUCCAGGACAGUACCCAUCAGGUCCUGGGGCCCCCACUGCUCCAGGGGGGUACCCGCCAGGUCCGGGGGUACCAGGACAGUUCCCUUCCAGCCCUGGGGUACCAGGACAGUUCCCUUCCGGUCCUGGGGCUCCAGGACAGUUCCCCUCCAUGCCAGGUGGGGCCCCGCCAGGACAGUUCCCUGGAGGGGCUCCGUCACCCUACAACUCUGGACCCUUCCCCUCCACACCAGGUGGACCACCUGGACCGUACCCUAACAUGCCUUAUCCGUCACCCCCAGGCGGGAUGUAUGGGCCUGGAGGGCCCGGAGCAUUCCCACCCGGCCCAGCACCAGGUUUCCCAGUCGGAGGCUUCCCCCCUUUGCCUCCAGGGUCGUGGGGAGCUCCUGGUGGUGGAUUCCCCGCUCAGCCAGGUGGUCCUGGAUUCCCCGCUCAGCCAGGUGGUCCUGGAUCUUACGGACCGGGGCCCAUGGGUCCGUAUGGGGGACCUGGUGCUCCAGGAGGCAUGCUUCCCGCAUAUAGGCCGCCAUAUUUUUGAGUGCAGGCAUCAGAAAGUCUUCUGCAGCUGCAGAAGGAGGAUGAGAUGGAGGAUGUGGACAGCUCUUCACAGGCCUUUCUAACGGGUCCUUUACGUUACAGCUUCAGCGUCGCAGAGCCCUGCUGUCAGAAGCACUGCACCACUUAUUUGAUUACUUUCACAGUGCCUUAAAUCACCCCAGUUUGGGACCAGAUUGGGUCUUUUUUUUUCUUCUUUUUUUUUUUACAAAUGAUGCACUUUAUUAUUAGCUUUGUUAUUGUGACCGCAUGCUUUCUUUUACACACCAUUUUAUUCCAAUAAUGCCUAAUCACUGAAAAAGUUACUGACUUAAGAAACAUUUCUGUUGAUUGACUUUGUGAAUGUGUGACUGACUUUGUGCCAGGUCAGUCUUAAGGUGUUACCAUGGCUCGGUAGCUCUCUGUAGAGGUUCUGAGGGAAACAAGGCAUACAAAUCAUCAUGGCGAAGACCAUUAGAACUACACUAGAACUCACUAGAACUACAGUAGAAAAACAUCCACACCAAUACACACCUUAGCCAUCAGUGGGUAGAAUCCCUGUCUAAUUUUGCCAAAUGAGCUUAAAUAGCUAAUCAGGACAUCGCCUCGACUCGAUGGGGGAAGAGCGCAUGUUUCAUGUUUGUUUUCUUUUUUCAUUUGAUUAAAUUUGGCAUGGGAAUGUGUCCUGCAUGAAUGAAUGUACAUGCUAACUUUUCUCCUCUGGCUGAAUAAAGACCAAGUUAAUCUUU